AUGACUAUUUUUGAAAAGAAAACACUCAAUGGCAAAGUUAUAAAUAUAGAUGUGACAAAUAGAGUUAAGUUUUUGAACGGCUGGCAGAUAACCAUUAAUGCAUUAUUACAGUUGUGGGACGACAUUCAAAAACCAAAUUAUGUUUUAUGUACCUAUAAAUUAAACCAGGACUGCUUGGAAAACCUUUUUGGCAGCUUUCGGAAUCAAAAUGGAAACAAUGUAAACCCAACACCUAUACAAUUUCUCUGGGCAUUUAGAAAGAUAUUUUUCAUAAACUUCUUCAAACACAGCGAUGGAUCCAACUGCUUAGACGACUUAAAUGAAAUCCUAACCAACAUUGGAGAAUUGGCUCCACCAUUGACUAAUGCACCUGUAUUAUUCCCAGAGAAAUCUCCAUUUAAAUUGUGUGCUUUAAAAGUAAGCACUGUAGAUUACAGAGAGUUGUGUUUCCCUGCAAUGAAUGUACUUGCAUAUGUGUGUGGAUAUUUAAUAAAAAAAUGCUUUGAAAAACAUUCCUGUGAUUUAUGUUUAAAGUAUGCUAAGCAUCAAGAUCAAUUAGAUCAAUCAUUUAUAUUUAUAUUCUUAAAGGCCUACCAAAAUACAGAAAAUUCAACCUAUGGAAAUUUAAAUGUACCUCCCGAUCAGUUUAUUAAUUAUAUUAAUGAAUUAGAUGACAUUUUUGUAAGUAAUUUUCCUACACUAGCAGUAGAGAAUGAUGUUGGAAGAAAACUUAAAAAUUUCAUAGACAAUAUUCCUUUUAAUCACCCAUGCCCUAAAUUUGACAUUGAAUACUUAAAGGCUCUUUACAUUCGAUUAAGAAUUUUUCAUACUGUUAAAUAUUUAAAUAAAAAUUUACUAUCAAUGGGAAGAAAGAAUAGAAAAUUAGACAUUCUCUCUCACCUUUAA
This is a messenger RNA of Macrosiphum euphorbiae (potato aphid), 906 nucleotides long. The record is from the annotation of a GenBank genome assembly. Lineage: Eukaryota; Metazoa; Arthropoda; Insecta; Hemiptera; Aphididae.